Messenger RNA from Drosophila montana, 1219 nucleotides. Its product is annotated as cyclin-dependent kinase-like 1. Gene Ontology annotation, molecular function: ATP binding; protein serine/threonine kinase activity. Lineage: Eukaryota; Metazoa; Arthropoda; Insecta; Diptera; Drosophilidae. Gene Ontology annotation, biological process: protein phosphorylation. Gene Ontology annotation, cellular component: nucleus. The transcript has 3 exons. The coding region runs from base 13 to 1206 and encodes 397 amino acids. The record is from RefSeq and is a predicted model, not a curated record.
GGUAGCAGCAAAAUGGAUCGUUAUGAGAAGCUGAGUCGCCUGGGCGAGGGCUCCUACGGUGUUGUCUACAAAUGCCGUGAUCGAGAAACAGGCGCUCUCGUUGCGGUCAAGAGAUUUGUUGAGUCCGAGGACGAUCCAGCCAUACGCAAAAUAGCACUGCGAGAAAUAAGGCUGCUGAAGAAUCUUAAGCACCCGAAUCUGGUGUCCUUAUUGGAAGUGUUUCGUCGCAAGCGUCGCCUGCAUCUGGUCUUUGAAUUCUGCGAGCUGACGGUGCUGCACGAACUGGAAAGGCAUCCGCAGGGCUGCCCGGAGCCGCUGACCAAGCAGAUCUGCUAUCAGACGCUAUUGGGCGUGGCAUAUUGCCACAAGCAGGGCUGCCUGCAUCGCGACAUCAAGCCCGAGAACAUAUUGCUGACGGCCCAGGGCCAGGUGAAGCUGUGCGACUUUGGCUUCGCCCGCAUGCUCAGUCCGGGCGAGAACUACACAGACUAUGUGGCCACACGCUGGUACCGCGCGCCUGAGCUGCUCGUAGGCGACACACAAUACGGCACGCCGGUAGACGUGUGGGCGAUCGGCUGCCUCUUCGCGGAGCUGGUGCGCGGCGAGGCGCUGUGGCCCGGACGCAGCGAUGUGGAUCAGCUGUAUUUGAUACGAAAGACGCUGGGCGACUUGCUGCCGCGGCACAUACAGAUCUUCGGGCAGAACGAGUACUUUAAGGGCAUAACGCUGCCGGUGCCGCCGACGCUGGAGCCGCUGGAGGACAAGAUGCCGGCGAAGGCGCUGCAGAAUCCGCUCACCAUCGAUGUGCUGAAGAAAUGCCUCGACAAGGAUCCGGCCAAGCGCUGGUCCUGCGACAAGCUGAUCAAGCACUCCUACUUCGACGACUACAUAGCCAAACAGCGCGAGCUGGACCAUAUCAACAGCCUGGAGGCGGCCACGUUGCGGCAGCAGCAGUUGGCCUCGCAGCAAUUCAUGCUGGCCACGGCCGCCCAGCAGCUGCAGACGGGCGCGGCGCAUGCGGCGGCCGUUGCAGCGGCACGUGAUAAAUCAAAGCAGACUUCAAACACCUCCUUGCCGCUGCUGCCGAGCAAUCAGCAUCAGCAUCAUCAUCAUCAUCAUCCGCAUCAGGACUUUGUGAAGCUGCAGCCGCUGAACAAGAAUGCGGCCAUGCUCCAUCGCACCGAGCAUCAUCUGCCCACAAUUUGAGGCUGCGACCCCC